AUGCCUGACAAGGUGCACCUCGCCACGCUGGCCAUCAACUUCCUCUUCCUCGGCACCGGCGCGCUCGAGCUCGGCUUCUGCCUCGUCGCGCGCGGCAUGUUGGCGUCCGACCAGGGACCCGACGACGGGCGCGAGGUCGUCCGGCACCUGCUGUACCGCCAGUUCCCGCUGAGCGCCGGCAUCGCCAACGCGAGCAUCGUGCUCGCCACGUUCGCACUGGCGCUCGUCGGGCUCGCCUCCAAGGGCCGCUCCGUGCUCAAGCUCACGGGCUACCUGACGGCGUUCUGUGCGAUCUUUACGCUCUGCCUCGGCGUGGUCCUCUGGGUCAUGACGCUGCGCGUCAAGGAGCAGUUCUUCCCGACGUACCUCGACCAGGAGACGUCCGUUCAGUCGGCGAUUCAGACUGCGUUCGGAUGCUGUGGCUACUUCAACGCCUCCACGCCGGCCUUCAUCACCGAUCCUACCUGUCCGAGCCCUGCCGCCGCCGCCCUGCUACGCGGCUGCGCGACCUCCAUCUCGAGCUUCGCCAACAUUGCCCUCGACGUCAUCUUUACCGCCCUCUUCGGCAUGGUUGGCGUCGACGCCAUCUUCAUCCUCUCCAUCGCUGCGCUCCUCAAGGUCCGCAAGGAGCGCGAGCGCUACCGCCACAUUGACGAAAAGGGCGGCUUCCAGCAAUUCUAG
Molecule: messenger RNA, 681 nt
Organism: Cordyceps fumosorosea ARSEF 2679
Lineage: Eukaryota; Fungi; Ascomycota; Sordariomycetes; Hypocreales; Cordycipitaceae
Product: tetraspanin
Exons: 3
Coding region: 1-681 (226 amino acids)
Cellular component (GO): membrane
Source: RefSeq, a predicted model, not a curated record